AUGGACUCCAUCCUCAAGUACGCGCAAAAGGCGCAGAAGGCCUACAACCACUACGGCAAAUCCGAGGUGGAGGUCAAGGUCCUGGAGGCGACCGGCAAGGAGAACUGGGGCGUCCACGGCCAAGCGAUGAAGGAUAUCGCCAGGCACACGCGGAACCGGAGCGACUGCGGGGAGAUCAUGCGGACGUUGUGGCAGCGCCUGGAGCACAGGGGCGACGAGUGGAGGCACGUCUACAAGGCCCUGACGCUCAUGGAGUUCCUCGUGGCGCACGGCGACGAGAGCGUGACGCGUCAACUCCAGCAGAACAUCUACGAGAUCGAGAGGCUCGAGAAUUUCCAGUACAAGGAGCCGAGCGGCAGGGACCAGGGCAUCAACGUCCGCCAGAAGACCCAGACCCUGGUCAAGCUCCUCAAGGAUCCCGCCGCCAUCGCCGCCGCGCGCGACAAGGCGAUCGCGAACCAGAACAAGUACGGCGGCAUAUCGUCCGACCAGGUCCGCAGCGGCGCCGUCCCUCGCUCGCCGGCGCCGCCGUCCCCGUCGAGGGAUUGGGGGCGCGACUCCAGUCGCGACGAAGAACGCCGAGGCGGCGGACACGUGGACGCGUUCUCAUCCUCCGCGAGGUCCGCGCCCCCGUCGGGACGCCCGCACCACGCCGCCGCGCCCGCCGCCGCGCCGUCCCACCACGCGCACAGCUCGUCGCAACCAAACUUCGCCAACUUUGACGAAGACGACGACUUCGAGGACACCAACGCGGCCACCGCCGGGCCCAAAUCUUUCGUCCCCAGGAUCGUCAUGUCCGCCAAGCCGGGAUCCAACGCGUCCGUGCCGAGCUCCCCGGCGCCCCUCGCGCCCCCGCCCGGGUCCGCGGGGCACAGCAGGCGCAACACGGCGUCCGGAACGUCCGGGGACAUCUUCGCCGACUUCGCGACUUCGACGACGGUGGCUAAGCCGGCGGCGGAUCUAUUCGGGGCGGCGCCGGUGAGCGCGGACCCGUUCGCCGCGCCUCCCGCGGCGGCGUCCAAGGCGGCGACCGGGACGGACGAUCUGUUCGGCGACUUCGCGGCGCCCGCCGCGUCGGCGGCUCCCGCGAAACCCUCGGUCGAUCCGCUCGAUCUGUACAACGCGGCUCCCGCGCAUCCGGGGAUCGGAGCCGGCGCGAGGAUGGGCGUGGGCGCGGGCGGCGGGAUGUCGCCGGGUCCCGCCAUGAUGACAGGCGGCAUGGGCCAGAUGGGAGGGAUGGGUGGGAUGAACCAGAUGGGGGCCAUGGGAAUGGGUCAGAUGGGAGGCGCGGGGAUGAACCCGCAGAUGGGCGGCGCGGGUCCGGGCAUGGGAAUGGGGAUGAACCAGAUGGGCGGGAUGCAGAUGGGAGGCAUGGGUGGAAUGAAUCAGAUGGGGGGAAUGGCUCAGAUGGGGGGCAUGGGUGGCAUGGGUCAGAUGGGGGGCAUGGGCUCCCCCGCGCCCGCGUUUCCCAAGCGCACCCCCGCGCCCCCCGCCGAUCCGUUCAACACGUCAUCGUUCGGCUCUCAGCCGAGCCCGCCGCCGAAACCCGGGCACGGGCACAAGAAGAACAGCUCGAGCGGCGACGUCCUCUCCGAUCUCACCUCCGGGAUGAUGGGCAUGGGCGUGGGGAAGAAGCAGGGCACCGGGACGCCGAUGAAGGCUGGGGGCAAGGGCGGCGCGUCGCUUCUCGAUUUUUAA
Molecule: messenger RNA, 1698 nt
Organism: Micromonas commoda
Lineage: Eukaryota; Viridiplantae; Chlorophyta; Mamiellophyceae; Mamiellales; Mamiellaceae
Exons: 2
Coding region: 1-1698 (565 amino acids)
Biological process (GO): endocytosis
Cellular component (GO): plasma membrane; endosome; clathrin vesicle coat
Molecular function (GO): clathrin binding; phospholipid binding
Source: RefSeq, a predicted model, not a curated record